This is a messenger RNA of Salvia splendens (bonfire salvia), 851 nucleotides long. Its product is annotated as induced stolen tip protein TUB8. The coding region runs from base 145 to 672 and encodes 175 amino acids. Lineage: Eukaryota; Viridiplantae; Streptophyta; Magnoliopsida; Lamiales; Lamiaceae. The transcript has 2 exons. The record is from RefSeq and is a predicted model, not a curated record.
AUUAUCAUAUAUUUUGAAGUAGCUAAUUUGAAGGCUUAUAAAUACCACCUCUAUGCCACCCUUUCAUAUCAUCACAUUCACUAAAACACUAGUAGCAUUUUGGCUUAGAAUUCUUCCUUGUUCAGCUUCAACUCUUUCAUUACAAUGGCAUCAGUUGAGGUUGAAUCAGUUCCAGUGGCAGAGAUCGUUGCUCCGGUUGAGGCACCGGUGAAAGUGGAGGAGUCUCCUGCAGAGGCAGUGGCGGUGGCGGUGGCGGUGGCGGAAGAAGUAGCUGCUCCAGCUGAAGCCGAGCCUGAGAAAGAAGCCGCAGCAGUGGAGAAGCCAGCCGUUGAAGCCGCUGCGCCAGCUGAAGUUGCCGAGGAGAUGGCUGCUUUGGCUGAAGCCGAGCCUGAGAAAGAAGCCGCGGUGGUGGAGGAGCCAGCCGUUGAAGCCGAGACGACAGUGGUUACAGCUGAAGAGACCGAGGUUAAAGCAGCAGAGGAAGAGGCCGCCCCCGUCGCUGCUGAAGAGGCUGCCAAGGAGGAGGCUGCUAAGGAGGAGGAGGUCGCUGCUCCAGCUGAAGGGGCCGCGGAGGAGGAGGAGGAGGAGGAGGCCGCUCCUGUCGCCGAAGAGGCUGCUCCAGCUGAAGCCGCCAAGGAGGCUGAAGUUGCAGUUGAGAAAACUGAGGAGUGAAAGAGCAACUAAAUAGGAGUAUUUUGCUACUACUAUAUGUCAAAGGUGGCAGUAUUUGAAUCUUUUAUCAUGGUUUUUGAUGGAUGGUGCUGAGUUUUAUUAUUUAAUUUCAAUUUUUAUUUGUAGCACCAUCAUUCAAGUUUCAAUUAAUAAAAUUUAUGUUAUCUAUUUUUAUUGUA